Messenger RNA from Pezoporus flaviventris, 2736 nucleotides. It is a transcript of the gene VASN, whose product is annotated as vasorin. Gene Ontology annotation, cellular component: plasma membrane. The record is from RefSeq and is a predicted model, not a curated record. The coding region runs from base 51 to 2060 and encodes 669 amino acids. The transcript has 2 exons. NCBI's taxonomy places the organism in Eukaryota, Metazoa, Chordata, Aves, Psittaciformes, Psittacidae. Gene Ontology annotation, molecular function: protein binding.
CGGGCGCAGCCGCCAUGCACUGACCGCCCGGCACGGCCCGAGCUGACACCAUGAACCAGCUGAUCCUUUGCAUGCUGCUCUUGGGGUGCGGGGAGCUGGCUGGAGCAUGUCCUGCAGGCUGCCAGUGUCAAGACCCCAAGACCAUCCUGUGCGCGGCCAGACGGGGCCAAACUGUGCCCCAGGGGCUGCCUCCUAACACUCUCUCCCUCUACGUCUUUGAGAAUGGCAUCACGACGCUCAGUGAGGACAGCUUUGUGGGCCUGCCUGCACUCCAGCUCUUGGACCUCUCACAAAACAAGAUCACCACCGUCCAGAAAAACAUCUUCCAGCCCCUGACAGAGCUUGUCAAUUUGGACCUGUCGUCCAACCAGCUGCAGGAGAUCACCAAUGAGACCUUCCAUGGGCUGCGGCUGCUGGAGCGGCUCUACCUGCAGAGGAACAGGAUCCAGCACAUCCAUGCUGCUGCCUUCGACACCUUGGAGAACCUGCUGGAGCUGAAGCUGCAGAACAACCAGCUCUGGGCCGUGCCUCCCCUCAACCUGCCCAACCUCCUGCUGCUGGACAUCAGCUGGAACAAGAUCUCUGCCAUCGCACCGGGGGCCUUCCACGCUGUCAACAUCGAGUCCCUGAAGAUUGCAGGGCUGGGUCUAACAAGCUUAAACGAGGAGCUCUUUCAGGCCCAGAACAACCUACAUGAGCUGGAUGUCUCUGACAACCUGCUGGAGCGCGUCCCAGCGGUGCUGCAGCGGCUGGGGAGCCUCACCAAGCUCAGCCUGGCUGGCAACGCACGCAUCUCCCAGCUGCCAGUGGAGGACUUCCACAGCCUUCACAAUCUCCAGGAACUGGACAUCAGCAACCUCAACAUCAACACCAUCCCUCGGGAUUUCUCCAGCUUCUUCCCCAGGCUGCGGGCCAUGACGGCUGCCGGCAACCCCUUCAACUGCAUCUGCCAGAUGAGCUGGCUGGUGCAGUGGGUGAAUGCCAGCAGCGUGGUCCUGCGGCGGCCCGAGGAGACACGCUGCCACUUCCCCCCGAAAAACUCCGGCAAGCUCCUCCAGCACCUGCAGUAUGCAGACUUUGGCUGCCCCACCACCACCACCAGCCCCACCACUGCACGCACCACCACGCUGCCACCUCCUGCCCCACUCCCCACCAGCAGCCACCUGGCGCCUCAGCCCAGCACUGCUGCUCCCACGCUAGGGGCUGGGGACCCCCAGGGCAGCUCCACAACAGUGCCCUUCAGUGGCGCCCCAACACCCACCACUCCCCCACCACCCAUCUGUCCCCCUCGCACAUGUCUCAACGGUGGCACCUGCCACCUGGGUGUCCAAAACCUCCUGGAGUGCCUGUGCCCUGUGGGCUACACUGGGGCAUACUGCGAGGCAGAGGUGAAGGGGACAACACCAUCCCCAGUCACACAGGCCCCACCGCCCAGCCGGCAGAUCAGCAUCACACAGGUCAGCAGCACCUCCCUCAAAGUGGACUUGCAGAACUAUGUCCAGUCCAGAGCGCAGCUGAAGGGCAUUCGCCUGAGCUACCGAAACCUUUCUGGGUUGGACAAGCGGCCGGUUAUGCUGCGUUUGCCAGCUUCACUCUCUGAGUACACGGUGCGGGCACUGAAGCCCAACUGCACCUAUCGCAUAUGUAUUGGGCCCCUGGGGGAGAAGGUCUCCAAGGAGGAGCACUGUGCUGAGGUGCAGACCUUGCCAGCGAGCCACCAGCAGCACUCCCCUGUCACCCAGGGCAAGGACAACAACCUCACCCUCAUCAUCGUCCCUGCACUAGCCGCCGUGCUGCUGCUCGUAGUGGUGGUGACUGCUGGCAUGUACUACUGCCGGCACCGCAGGGUGAAGGCCCAUGCUGGCCCUGGGGUGGAUGCCAGCCCCCUGGAGCUGGAAGGGGUGAAAGCCUGCCUGGAAAAUGGUGAUUUGAGCAGCCACGGCUGCAAGGUACCAGAGGCAACGAUACUUUCCAGCGGCUCCGAGUGCGAGGUCCCGCUCAUGCAGUCACACUACCCCAGCAACAACAACACCCCGGGGCUCAAACCCUCCUACUUCUGAGCCAGGCGGGACUGCGCUGUGGGGCGAGGGCAGCUCUGAUAGACAAGGGUUGAGCUCUGGUGGUGGCACCCAGCAGUGUCCCUCCAGGGGUGAGGAAUGGCAAGGAGUUAACUGAGUUCAGGCAGCAAAACCCCAAACCCAUAACGUGCAAUUUCUGAGAGGCUGCCACACUUCGGAGGAGACAAUUCCACUGCUCAGUGCCUUGGUUUCUGUGACUCUGUAGAAUGUGGGUAGCGACCAAGAGGGGGUUGGGUUUUUUAAUUUGGGGUUUGGAUGGGUUUUUUUGGCUACUGCUAAAAAGAAAGCAGCCGGUGACUCGGCUAAGGGACAUCCACGUGCUGGUAACAAGGGUCCUUUAGCAGAGCACGGCCCAUGCCUCUCAACUCCCUGGAAGCUGAUGUGAGCAAUCAGGCCCGGACGAGGUGCUGGGACCCUCGGGAACCCUGGGCUGAAGGAAGCGCCGAGCAGGCAAACCGGGAAUUGAAGCUUUAAGAACUCAAAGAGAUAUUUAUACAAGGUUAUUUCCCAUUUCUUCUGGGAAACUUUUGUUUUGUUGUUGUUGUCGUUGUUUUCUAGCACAGGUUUGUGUCCAUCUAUUUUGUAAGGCGGGCCGGAAGGGUGGCUUUUUGUAAAAAAAAAUAAAAUCACAACAAUGAAAAGCUCUGCACAGCCCCAA